AUGACAAUAAUGUAUUCCUCUAUCACUGUCCCAGAAUUUAGAGAGGCUUUCAACCUGUUUGACCGCGACCACAGUGGAUCUAUCUCCACGUCAGAGCUGGGCCAGGUGAUGAGGUCCCUGGGACAGAACCCCUCGGACACCGAGCUACAGGAUAUGAUAAACGAGGUGGACAGCGACGGUAAUGGCGAAAUCGAGUUAAAGGAGUUUAUAGAGAUGAUGUCAAGGAAACAGUAUCCAGAUCCAGAAGAGGAACUGAAAGAGGCAUUUAAGGUAUUUGACAAAGACGGUGACGGCUUCAUAAGCGCGGGGGAGUUGCGGACAGUGAUGGCCAGUCUUGGUGAGAAACUGACCGAGAUGGAGGUCAACGACAUGCUCAUGGAGGCUGAUAUCAACGGCGAUGGACGAAUAGAUUUUCAUGAAUUUGCACAGAUCAUGUCAUCCGGAAAAUAA
Messenger RNA from Dreissena polymorpha, 450 nucleotides. RefSeq names its product neo-calmodulin-like. Lineage: Eukaryota; Metazoa; Mollusca; Bivalvia; Myida; Dreissenidae. Gene Ontology annotation, molecular function: calcium ion binding. The record is from RefSeq and is a predicted model, not a curated record. The coding region runs from base 1 to 450 and encodes 149 amino acids. The transcript has 4 exons.